Messenger RNA from Topomyia yanbarensis, 981 nucleotides. RefSeq names its product immunoglobulin domain-containing protein oig-4-like. The record is from RefSeq and is a predicted model, not a curated record. The coding region runs from base 302 to 793 and encodes 163 amino acids. Lineage: Eukaryota; Metazoa; Arthropoda; Insecta; Diptera; Culicidae. The transcript has 5 exons.
CAGAGUCAGUUUAGUUGAAGCAUUCGGUCGUGGCGGUCAGAAUAUUCGGAACGAGCAAGUGAAGUGAAUUGUUUUUGAAGAACAAAAACGAGCAAUAGCAGUUGGAUUAACAAAACUACAACAUUUCCGUCAAUUGAUUGAACUGGGCUUCCAUUCGUCAUUCUAGAAUAUCAGUGUAUCGUAAGCAAGAGUUAGCAUCGUCGAAUGAAACUAUUGCUCCAAACAUUAAUAAUCGCGCUAUGGUGAUUGUGUUAAACGAAAACAGUGAAAUAGUUUUAUAAAUAGUGCCAAUAGUCGAGAAAUGAAAUUACACUGCAGAGCAUCGAUCCUUGUGUGCUUGCUUAUUCUGGUGAUACUAGUUGGAGACGCUAUGGCGAGACGUGGUCGUGCUCGAGGUCGUACCAAAUCAAGGAUGCAAAUCGGUUUGCCAAUUACAGGAAAAUACCGUGAUCCGGAAUCUGACCAAUACUACAAUAACAAUAAUGGUGCCAAAAUAACACUGGCAUCGCAUUUCGAUUAUGAAUACGUUCUUGGACACAAAAUAGCAUUUUUGUGCGUAGCAAGAGGAACUCCUCGACCAACAAUCACAUGGUUCAAGGAUGGAGUGGAAAUCUUUAGCCAUCUUUAUUUACAUGUCCACGAAUGGUACAUUGGAAAGGACAAAGUCAAAUCCAAAAUAGAGAUCGAUCCUGCUACGCAAAUGGACGCCGGUGUGUACGAGUGUACCGCAGACAACAUGUACUCGAUCGAUCGAAGAAGUUUCAAGACGGAUUUCUCGAUUGCUUUCGAUUAGUUUUAUGCCAAAGCUGUGGACUGUGUUUUAGUUUAAGGGUUGGUGAACUGCUUGAUCGAUUUAAACGAUAGUUUUUUAUUGCUUCACCUUACGAAAAGAUUUAAGCUCAAUCUUAAACUACUAUAGCAUUAUGUUGUGAACAAAUACUCAAUGGUUGCUACAAAAAUAUAUAAAAAACAAAACCGUAA